This is a messenger RNA of Selaginella moellendorffii, 1215 nucleotides long. RefSeq lists its product as uncharacterized. Bases 192 to 830 code for a protein of 212 amino acids. NCBI's taxonomy places the organism in Eukaryota, Viridiplantae, Streptophyta, Lycopodiopsida, Selaginellales, Selaginellaceae. The record is from RefSeq and is a predicted model, not a curated record. The transcript is spliced from 2 exons.
UUUGACGGCGUAAGCUCUGGUGACUGCCCCGCAUACACGAUCGUCGCCGACCACGUGGCGAGGCCAUGGUGGCCGUGGCAGCAGACCAUUUCCAGGUUUAACGACUAACUGCUAUAACAUUGUCACGCGAACAGAGUGGCGGCAGCUCCGGCGGCGCAAUGCUCUCGGGGUAGCGCGAGCAUGAUCCAGCCAUGGAAGCUCUCAAUGGCGUCAAGAAGAGGCAUUUCAGGGUAGAGGGUUUUCAGUGGCCCUUCUCGCGCGUGGCUAUGGAGUGGAGGCCUGGCGCCGGCACCGCCAAGCGCAAGAAGAUCUCCAGCGACAUCAAUGUCGCCACUCCUCCUCCUCCUCCUUUACUUCCUCACCCUUCCUCACUCCUCUCCCUCCGGCAGCUCAAUCACUCACCACCACCGCACGAUCCAAACUUUCUCCGCGCGCUCCAGGCCAAUGCUCUUCGGACAAUGUCGGUGAAUGGGAAGGGCUUCCUAUCGAAUCCUUGGUCGAACAGGGCAGCUUGGUCCAGGGUCCAGAGCACGCUCGGGUCGAAGAAGGAUCAUGGUGGGGAUUUGAUGAACAAGAAGAGGCAGCUGGAGCUGUGGGACUUGGCGGGGUUCUCUCGUGAGAAGUUAAAGCUUCUCAAUGAGAUUGAGGUGCUCAUCGACUUGGAGGAGAAUGCUUUGAACAUGGAAGCUUCUGCUAAGGCCGCGGAAGGACGUCUUCGAAGCUUGCUGGAUAUCUGCGUAUGCUCUCAAUGCCAGGAGAAUAUAAAGAACAGGAUAGCUCUACCGAAAAGUAAAGAGAGAAGGAGAGGCGCUUCGUUCUGGGAAAUGUGAAAGAAGCUAUGGAGCGUGACCGGGUUGCACUUGACAACUUUCUGCAGAAGCAGAGGCUCAAGCAUGAAGCGUCUAAGCAGAAACUUAAACCCGAGAGGCUAUUCGCGACGUAUACGAAUCGUGGCCAGAGCAAGCUGGUGGACUCGAGGAGCUUUGAGCGACGUUGGAACACGAUCGAGGCAUAUCCCGGAAUGAUCAUCAUGGAGGCGCUUGAAAAUUUUUGGAGCUCGUGCCCGAGUGUAACGGACUAAUUUUUCCGAUGCCAGAGAAAGAUUGCAUGUACUGGUGGUUUCUUAAGGUAAAUUAGGGUACGUUCUUUGAAUGCUGCGUGCUGCCAACCAACAAUUGGAAAACUCGAGAAAGUUCUUUAUUGCUAUUCUCCUCG